CCAUGUUUUUUCCUUUUUCCCCCAUUUUUUCCCUGUAAAUUUUAAGGUUUGUACCAGCAGACAGAGCCCAGAAAAAAAUCCAUGGCGACAGAUACAAAAUCGAGCAAUUCAAUGAAGAUGAAGGCAUCAUCAUCAUCAUCUUCAAAACCCAGUAAUUUAAUAGAUUCAAAACCCAAGAUCGAAUCAUCUGCCCUGAAGAAGAAAUUUGCUGAUGGAUCUAUCAAGAAUUCUUCUUCUGCUUCUGCUUCUGAUAUCAAGAACAGAUCCACCACUAAUUCCUCUAAAACGGUAAAGAAAACGACGACACAAACGGUGACCAAAACCAAAACCAGAGAGAAGAAAGUCUAUUCGUUAGCUGGCCAGAAAUUUGAUGUUCCUGAGGAGCGCGAACCUUUGAGAAUAUUCUAUGAAUCGUUGUCGAAGCAGAUACCUUCAAGUGAAAUGGCUGAGUUUUGGUUAAUGGAGCAUGGGAUGCUGUCUCCCGAUAGAGCGAAAAAGGCGUACGAGAAAAAGCAGAGGAAGCAGAAGCAAAUUCGGAUGGGCACUCCGAUAAAAUCUCCACCGCCCUAUGUGCCGAACAAACCCGAGAGUUCGAAACGGGCCCCGCCACCAGUUCCCAAGAAUGGCGAAGUAAAAGCAAAGAAGCGGAUAAUGAACGACAGUGAUGACGAGGACGACGAUUUUGUGCUGAGCCACAAACGAAGAAAAGGGUAAUAAAAAUUAAUAACUAGUAAGUAUAGAUUGAUAUGUUGUUUGUACAACGAACUCUAUAGUUUUCUAGCGAUCGAAUUCGGUUGAGAAUCGAUGAAUUUGGACGAUUCAUUACUUCUGAUUAACUAUAGCAAAUAGCAAGUAAAAGAUGUACCGAAAUUGUGAUUCUUGGUCAUAAUAAAAUUAUAAUUCGACAGUGA
Molecule: messenger RNA, 911 nt
Organism: Erythranthe guttata (spotted monkey flower)
Lineage: Eukaryota; Viridiplantae; Streptophyta; Magnoliopsida; Lamiales; Phrymaceae
Source: RefSeq, a predicted model, not a curated record